Messenger RNA from Perca fluviatilis (European perch), 2034 nucleotides. RefSeq names its product N-terminal Xaa-Pro-Lys N-methyltransferase 1 (gene ntmt1). Gene Ontology annotation, biological process: N-terminal protein amino acid methylation. NCBI's taxonomy places the organism in Eukaryota, Metazoa, Chordata, Actinopteri, Perciformes, Percidae. The record is from RefSeq and is a predicted model, not a curated record. Bases 155 to 847 code for a protein of 230 amino acids. Gene Ontology annotation, cellular component: cytoplasm. Gene Ontology annotation, molecular function: N-terminal protein N-methyltransferase activity. The transcript has 4 exons.
CAAAUAAGGAAAUGACGUGCUGCAGAGCAGACGUGCGGGCUCUCAACAUGGUUCUCAAAUAGACGACUGAAACAGACUGACACCGACACCGGGACCGGGUUUGGGAGAGACAGAGGAGGGUGUGGGGACCACCUGGCGCUGACACAAUACGAGGAUGGGUGACAUAACAGAAGUUGAGACAAGAUUCUACUCCAAAGCAGAGGACUACUGGAGGGAGGUCCCCCCCACAGUGGAUGGCAUGCUGGGAGGCUACGGCAGCAUCUCCAGCAUCGAUAUCAAUGGAUCCAAGGCUUUCCUGCAGAAGUUCCUUGGUGAAGGGGAAGGGAAGACGAGCGCAGGCUGUGCCCUGGACUGCGGAGCGGGCAUCGGGAGGAUCACCAAACGUUUACUGCUGCCCCUGUUCAAGACCGUGGACCUAGUGGACGUGACGCAGGAGUUCCUGGACAAGGCCAAGACGUACCUGGGCGAGGAGGGCAAUAGAGUGGGGAGGUACCUUUGCAGCGGCCUGCAGGACUUUGUACCAGAAAGUGGACGCUAUGAUGUCAUCUGGAUCCAGUGGGUCAUCGGCCACCUGACAGACGACCACCUGGUGGACUUCCUGCGGCGUUGCCAGAAAGCCCUGCGGCCGAACGGCCUCGUCGUCAUCAAGGACAAUGUGGCGUACGAGGGCGUGGUCCCCGACGAGGUGGACAGCAGCGUCUGCCGCGACCUGGAAAUAGUUCACAGUCUGGUGGGCAGAGCGGGCCUCCGCAUCGUCCACGAGGAGCAACAGAUUAACUUCCCCAAGGAGAUCUACCAAGUCCACACACUGGCUCUCGGAAUGGGGCCGAGGGGGGGGGAUUUCUAAUGUGGAAAUGAUGGUUUUUCUAGUCAGCAUUUAAUAUCGGUUAGGAAAUGAUCUGCAGUGCGAUAUGUUUGUGGAACGUGUGUUGCUAACUCCAUGCAUCAGUCUUCUGCUCGGUUCUUAUUGCCGAGUCAUCUUUUUCUGGGCCACCAGGCUUACAGCUUUAGUGAGUCACUAUUUUAUAUUAAUGAACGUCGAUGAUCGUUGAUACAAAGCUAAUUAAGACUAUCAACUCUCUGUCCAUCAUGUUUUUUUUUUUAAUCCUCCGUGUCCUCCUUGGCUACAUUACACUUCUUUCUUACGAAUAUUUGCUCAGUCUCCCAUUUAAGAUAGACACAUUCUAGCAUGUAUUUCCUGUGUCAGGUUAAACUUUGGCUGUGUGGAUAUGCACAGCCGGCCACUAGACUCACUGAUGCGCUGUGUUUAGAAAUGGGGGGGGGGGGGUCAUUAUCCACGUGCUGCGCCAUCACCAAACUACAAACUACAGCAUCACUAUUACCAGACUAGUUUGUAGUUUGGCAUCGCUUUGCUUCAUAUUUAUUUAUUGCCCACGUUGGAGCUGUGACAGCGCCGGGCGGUUUCAUCGAACAGAAGGCCAAAGUGACCUCAGUCUUACCCCAGCGUCCUCUGGAUUCAGCUGCAGCUCCAUCUGGCUCCAUCGUCCACUGGAAGCGUUUCAGAAGCGGAGCAUCUUCAAGCAGUCUAUUCUUUAUAGGACACAUUUCCAAUGUUUAGAGUAUUUUAUGGACAUUUUUCAUGUUUUACAGAUUAUUGGCAACAUGUUUGCAGAUCAGUGUGGCUACAGAGACUUUGUUUACUGGUUUUAAUUAGGGAUGUCUCGAUCAACUCUCUUUUGGCCCAGAGUCCUUUUGAUAUUGGGUAUUGUCCAUACUGAAUUCGAUCUGAUACUAAUAUUUACAUAAAUGUCGAUUAAUGCCUCUGACAAAUUGGAGUAAUGAGAAGCUGUUACCUGAAUGUCUUGUGUACUGCUCUUUAUUAAUAUACUGUAAGAGGCUCUGUUAAUGGGCCAGUGUACUCCAUCAGAACUAGGCUUGGGCCGGUGUAAACAUGUUCAAACCGGUUUGAUUUUCAGCCAAACACCUGAAAUGUGACCUCCUUCACAGAAACACAGUGUUGUCAGACACUAGCUGCUCCUUUAUUUAAUUGAUUUAUAAACUAACAUAUGUUAA